CAUUUUACACGUUCGUGCUUCGAGAAAUUAGAGAAUGGAGAUGGGUUGUAUGUGGAUGAGGCGCGUGCGGUCAGUGGUUCUUGUAAAUCACCCUUCCAUGGCCUCCUCAUCUGCUUCGCUCUCAAUUCCUUACCCUAAUCGAUCUCAUCUCUCUCUUUAUCGAUCUCAUCUCUCUCUUUCCUCUCUAAAACAAACUCUCUUCAUCACCGACAACCCGCCCAAUCUCCAUCUCCACCUCACUUCUCUUUUCUCUUCCGUGCGUCGUUCCGUUUCGACCGCCGCUUGUUCAUCGUUACUACUUCCUGUUGAUAUGGGAAGUAGAUACAUGAAUGCUAUUCUAACCAAGGGUUCAAAGGGGCUUCUUAAGGGAAUGAAUUACAUUGAGCUUGAAAAAUGGGUUCAAUCUCGUGGAUUCAGACCUGGUCAAGCUAUGAUGCUGUGGAAGCGUCUUUAUGGGGAAAAUAUUUGGGCGCAUUAUGUUGAUGAACUAGAAGGUUUGAAUAAGGAUUUUAGGAAAAUGUUGAGUGAACACGCAGAAUUUAAGGCAAUAUCUUUGGAAGAUGUUCGUACUGCAUCUGAUGGAACUAAGAAGAUUUUAUUUAGGUUGAAUGAUGAACUGUUAAUUGAAACAGUCGUCAUACCUUGUGAUAGAGGUAGGACAACAGUUUGUGUUUCAAGUCAAGUGGGCUGUGCCAUGAAUUGUCAGUUCUGCUACACUGGCAGGAUGGGUUUGAAGAGACAUCUGACUACUGCAGAGAUUGUAGACCAGGUUGUAUUUGCACAACGUCUUGUGACGAGCGAUAAUAAUUUGCUUUGAAAUAUAUAUUUGCAGGGAAUGGGAGAACCACUUCAGAAUGAAAAUGUCAUAAAAGCUGCCGAUAUUAUGGUGCAUGAGCAUGGUCUUCAUUUUAGUUCUCGCAAGGUAACUGUUUCUACAAGCGGGCUUGUCCCCCAGUUGAAACGUUUCCUUCGUGAAUCCAAUUGUGCUUUAGCUGUUAGUCUGAAUGCGACAACUGAUGAGGUAAGAAACUGGAUCAUGCCAAUUAACCGGAAAUACAAUUUAAGCUUGCUUCUUACACCCUUCGGAAUUGACACCCUUCGGAAGGAACUCCAAUCCAGAAAGAAUUACAAAGUUUUGUUCGAGUAUGUGAUGCUUGCAGGAGUAAAUGACAGCUUUGAGGACGCAAAGCGGCUUAUUAAUCUUGUUCAAGGGAUUCCAUGCAAGAUCAAUCUCAUUCAAUUUAAUCCUCAUUGCGGAUCCCAGUUUAGACCAACCAGUACUGAGAAGAUGAUUCAGUUUCGAAAUAUUUUGGCAGAAGCCAAGUGCACUGUUUUCUUGCGACACAGUAGAGGCGAUGAUCAGAUGGCUGCCUGUGGUCAACUCGGCAAGCUCGGGACAAUCCAAGACUCCUUGAAGUUUGUUGAUACCGAACAGUUUCAGAGACUUCGCGAUCUGAAGCAAGUUGGUCUAACAUACAUGGUUUACCCAGGAGCUGUACAUUCGCGGUUUGAGCACUCAUUAGGUGUAUAUUGGCUUGCCAGUGAAACAAUUCAUAGAAUUAAAGCUCACCAAGGCUUGGAGCUUGAUAUUAAUAACUUCGAUACGAAGGCAGUGAAACUUGCUGGACUAUUGCAUGAUGUCGGACAUGGGCCAUUUAGCCACUUGUUUGAACGAGAGUUUCUACCCCGGGUUCUUAAUGGCCUUAAAUGGUCUCAUGAGGACAUGUCUUUGAGAAUGAUAGACUUUAUUGUAGAUGAACACCAUAUUGACAUUGAGCCCGAUUGCCUGAAGAAAGCAAAGGAGAUGAUCAUUGCUAGUGAACAUACUUCUCAAACGACGACAAAUGAAAAGAGGUUCCUAUAUGAUAUUGUUGCAAAUGGUCGAAAUGGAAUAGAUGUGGACAAGUUUGAUUACAUUGUCCGUGACUCCCGGGCUUGUGGACUGGGUUGUAGUUUUCAGUUUGAAAGGCUAAUGGAUACCAUGCAUGUUAUUGGAGACGAGAUAUGCUACCGUGCCAAGGAUUACUUGACUGUCCACAAGUUAUUCUCUACUCGUGCUGAUAUGCAUCGAACGGUCUAUACACAUGCAAAAGUAAAGGCAAUAGAACUCAUGGUUGUGGAUGCUUUAUCAAAAGCAAAUGAUUUUCUUGGGAUUUCAUCCUCAAUUCAAGACCCAGCUGAAUUUUGGAAGAUAGAUGACUCUAUUUUGAAAUGUAUUGAAACUAGUUCCCAUGAGGAGCUCAAAGAUGCAAGAGAUUUGAUCCAACGCAUUAGGAGAAGAGAUCUAUACCAGUACUGCAAUGAGUUCUCUGUCCCAAAAGAAGAGCUAGACCACUUCAAAGACAUCACACCGCAAGAUAUUAUUUGCUCCCAGCCCCAGAACUCUAAGAACGUUAACCUCAAAGAGGAAGAUAUUGCUGUGAGUGUUACUCAGAUUGAUUUGACAUGUGGAAGGAAUAACCCUCUUGCAAGAGUCCACUUUUUCAAGGACUAUGAGAGCAAGGAAAAAUUCACAAUAGAGGAUAAUCUCAUCAGCCACUUGCUGCCUGCUUCUUUCCAAGACAAGAUUGUGAGGGUUUAUGCUAAGAAUCCUGACCUGGUGGAUAUAGUUUCUAAAGCCUUCGAAAACUUUCAGACCAAGAAAUAUGGAAGAAAAGCUCAAGUACAUGAUACUCCUGGGAAGAAGAGAACUAUAUCACGUCGAUUAUUGCCUUAAUCAACAACAUUUCUCGCCUUACCUCACUAUUAGCUUUAUAGUACAUAUUAGCAUUGGUUGGAAAAGGUUUUAGGAAAAAAAAAAAUGCAGACUAGACUAGGUUGACCAAUCAGCAAAUGUAUAAAUCUGCACUUUUGUCGUCGUUUACCUGAGACCUCAGCUUAAUAUUGAACAUGUUUAUUUUGUGGUUAUACAAAUGGGUUAUGAUGUAAUUCUAAUCAAGGAAAUACGAUUUAUUAUGUUCGACUAAAAA
Molecule: messenger RNA, 2969 nt
Organism: Jatropha curcas
Lineage: Eukaryota; Viridiplantae; Streptophyta; Magnoliopsida; Malpighiales; Euphorbiaceae
Source: RefSeq, a predicted model, not a curated record